This is a messenger RNA of Saccharomycopsis crataegensis, 1833 nucleotides long. RefSeq lists its product as uncharacterized. The record is from RefSeq and is a predicted model, not a curated record. The transcript has a single exon. Lineage: Eukaryota; Fungi; Ascomycota; Saccharomycetes; Ascoideales; Saccharomycopsidaceae. Bases 1 to 1833 code for a protein of 610 amino acids.
AUGGACUCAGUUUUACCCAGCCCAACGCCAACCCCUACCAAAAGUGUCUCGACCUUCACAUUGGACACGUUAAGCAACUCAAUAGAGUACCCAAGACUUGCCCCCUCCAACAAUUCGGUGUCGCACAAAAGCAAGUUUGUCAGCGAUUUCGCUAAUCGAUUGUCGCAUAAUAUCAACCACGCCAGAAAUACCCUCCAUCAUACCGAUUCAACUAUGGAUAUUACCGACACUUCCAAUAUCUUGAACUAUAAUAGCAGGCCUCACAAGUCAUUGGCAUCGCUUCCUGACAACCCUGUGAACAAACUCUUGAGUACUGCCACCAAUAUUUCUGCCGAACAGUUGGCGUCGUUGAAAGCGGAGAAUAAGCAAUUGAAAAGAAGAAUCGACGCGUUGGAAAGAAAAAAUGCCCAACUAUCGGCAGACAAAGAGGACCUCAAAGAUGAGCAUUUGAAAUCCGAAGCUCUCAUGAUGAAAGUUAGAAAAUAUAAAAAUAUGAACAUUAAUCAAUCCCACGUUAUUCAAGAAUUAAAGGAGAAGAUUAGAGAAUUGGCAAUCAUAAAUGAUCAAUAUCAACAGAAACAAAAGGAACACGACCUUCAACAGAGCCCAAGGUUCAGUGAAGAUACAGAAAUAUUGAUUUCGGGGAGCAAACUAAAACCUUCCAAGUCAUCAAAGACCGUCAACGUUGACAUGGCUGAAAAAGAAGACGAUGUCAGUUCAACUGUGGAGAAAUUCCAAACAGAAAUUAAAAGCUUCAUGAAUCACAUUGUUGAUAUUAUUGAUAAAAAUAACAGUAAUUCUCAAAGGAAUGACUAUGCUGAAAAACCUGAGCCAAUAAAAACUGUUGAUAAUGGUGACACAACAAAAGAUGUUAAAUAUCUACAGCAAAUUAAAAACGAAAUUGAUCAAUUAAAAAACACGAUCUUGAACUCCUCUAAACAAAAUGAAAACGAGGCGCAAAAUCAUCAACCACAAAAUCAAACUCCUCCUCAAAAUCAAAUUCCUCUUCAAACACAAGUUAACUCUCAGCUACAUUCAUCAGUUCAGACAAAUGUCGAUUUACAGCAACCUAAGAUUCAAAUAGAUCAAAUGCCGCGACAAGUGCAACCUAGCACCCAAGCUCAAUUUGCUACCAAUCAACCGCAGAAUGUUUCUCAUUUUCCUUCUCAGCAAUACCAAUAUCAACAAUUUAGCCAACCGCAAGAUAUUCCCCAGGAUAAACCUAAAAGUUUUCCUAAGGUCGAUGACGACAUAAAAAUGGUGGAAAAUAUUCUUUUGAAUUACGUCAAGAAGAAAGAAUUGAGGAAAGAAUUAGAAGAUUUGGAAAAUGAUGAGUACGUGAAUUACAUUGAAGAAUUAUCUAAACCGGCUAAGAAUCGUCAAACUUCUCCAAAACCUCAAAGCUAUAAGGAUUUUCUAGCUUCUAAUUUCAAGAAUUCUAACAAAAGAGCUAACAAUUAUGAGAAGAACAGUGAAUUAGAUAUUCUCAAAUCCUUAAGAUCUCUUGGAAAUUUGGAUAAGGAGGAUUACUGCUGGUUGGAUGAAGCCACCGCUGAUUUUAGUGAAGACCAACUUAACUUUGUUUAUGAGAAAUUAGGCAAAGAUUUGCAAGAAACUCAGGCGCAAAGUCAAAAAUUAGCCCAGAAAUAUUUCAAUGGUAAUGGCACUCUGCUGAAAUCUGAUGGUCGUUCGUAUGAAAUCUUGAGUGAUUGGCUUGGUAAAACAAAUGAGAAAAGGCAUGCAUAUCGUAUCCUUGGUGAAUAUUUAAAGCGCUCGAACCGAGAACCAACGCCCCACCAUAAUGAUGAAAAUGAUACUCAGUUAAUUUGGUGA